AUGCUCAACGCCUGUGAAGACUGGACGAACUGGAUUAAUUCUAUCGAGGACCUUGCUGUGCGUAAUGAUGUCUGGAACUAUUGUGAUCCAGAAGGGAUCGAAAACCUGGUCUUUACUGCGACCAAACCAUCAGACUCAGCGAGCAAGGAUACGAUCCAGAAAUACCACAGCCUCCAGGCUAUCUACGAGAGCGAGAAGAAGAAAUAUGACAAGGUCUCUGAUCGCAUCGACCUCACGGUGUGUCAGGAGUUCAAGCAACACUACCUCGGAAUCCAUGACGUCCGCGGCAAACUCAUCGCGCUGGCUGAUAGCAUCCAACCCAUCGCGAAAGAUCAGAACCAGAAUGUCAGGACCGAGUUCGAAUCGCUUAAGAAAGGCCCUGGC
Fusarium redolens is the source of this 384-nucleotide messenger RNA. RefSeq lists its product as uncharacterized. The transcript has a single exon. The record is from RefSeq and is a predicted model, not a curated record. NCBI's taxonomy places the organism in Eukaryota, Fungi, Ascomycota, Sordariomycetes, Hypocreales, Nectriaceae. The annotation marks the transcript as partial.